Molecule: messenger RNA, 5198 nt
Organism: Pseudovirgaria hyperparasitica
Lineage: Eukaryota; Fungi; Ascomycota; Dothideomycetes; Acrospermales; Acrospermaceae
Product: chromodomain helicase
Exons: 8
Coding region: 110-4831 (1573 amino acids)
Biological process (GO): regulation of transcription by RNA polymerase II; nucleosome organization
Cellular component (GO): chromatin; nucleus
Molecular function (GO): chromatin binding; ATP-dependent chromatin remodeler activity; ATP binding
Source: RefSeq, a predicted model, not a curated record
CGCUCAUCAAUAAACUGCUACUCCAAUACACCACACACACGCACCCACCCACCCCCAUACUGUCAAACCACUUUUUCCUACAUAUAUAUUCCGAAGUGACUCCCGAGCUAUGGACUCGGGAGCCAUCUCCCAAUCACUCUCACGAGACUUCGUGAACCUCGAACCACAUACGAACGGCUUUACAAACGCUUCCAGUAUCGCAAACCUCUCCUACAAACCCAUGGACCAUCGCAGCGAAAGCGAUCUGUCUGACAUCAAUGACGCGCCUGGUGAGGCAUACAGCUCAGAAGAGGACCACCGUCAAUCUGUCGCAAAGCAGGAGGAAACGCCUGAUGCAGGAGUCGCUUCAUCCGAAGAUGAGGAUGCUGAGGGCGAGGAUGAUGCCGAUUACGACAUGGAGUCACCGAGCCCAGAGCCUCCUGUGGCUGAGGCUCACAGCCCAGCAACUUCAGAGGACUCACGACGAUCCAUGAAACGGAAAGCUACUGAUGAAGAUGAUGAAGACCACAUGCGAAAUAACCCUGAGUUGUUCGGUCUUCGACGUAGCGGCCGGGCAAACCAACGUCGUCGAGUGGUCGACAGCAGUGAUGAAGACUCAGGAUCUGAUGCUGUCAGUGGUCCAGCCCGUAAGAAGCGUCGACCUACAGCUCCUGCCAGAGUCUCCAAUCAUGCAACACCUGUAAUGCACUCUACUGCAGAUUCAGAUUCAGAAUCAGAUGAUGUGUACGUCAACAACAAGAAGCACAUCCUCACAAAGAAACAACGACGACGCCAGAUGCAAGUGGCUGCAGGUCUCGCACCCCCAUCGCAAGCCGAAGUACGAUUCUCAACUCGAAGGGCUGCCAAAGUCCAGACAUACAACGAAGAUGAGGAGGACCCAUUGAGUGAGCUGGAAUCUGACGCGUUGACACCUAACUAUUGGGUCAACAACCCCGAACAAGAUUCUACUGGUGUCGAUGUCGUCCUCAAACACCGACUGAAAGAAGGCGUUGGAAAAGAGGACCUGGUCUCUAAACAGUCCUACGAAUUUAAUAUAAAAUGGAACGGCCGCGCUCACUAUCAUGCUUCAUGGGAAACAUUUGCAAGCCUCAAUGGCUACCGCGGCUAUCGCAAGCUCGAAAACUACUGGCGCAAGAUCGUCAUGGAAGAAGUACGCAUACUAGAAGACCCUGACGUCUCUCUGGAAGAAAAGGAGGCGUGGCAUCUGGACCGCGAACGUGACGCGGACAUGCUCGAGGACUACCAACAAGUAGAACGCGUAAUAGGAAUUCGUGAUGACGGAAACGAUACGGAAUACUAUGUGAAAUGGAAAGGACUGCAAUACGAAUCGAGCACGUGGGAAGACGCGAAACUCAUUAGCGAACUAUCGCAGAAAGAGAUAGAUCGAUAUUUGGAUCGUUCAAGCCAACUGCCGGUCUCGAAGAAAUCCGAAUCCGCAGUCGCAACACGCAAACCUCAUCAAACAAUCAAGACACAGCCGGACUAUAUCAAGCAUGGAGAGCUUCGAGAGUUCCAGCUUCGUGGCAUCAACUUCUUGGCAUAUCAUUGGUGCAAGGGCAACAAUGUCAUCCUCGCUGAUGAGAUGGGUCUAGGCAAGACCGUCCAGACUGUAUCCUUUAUGAAUUGGCUUCGCCAUGACAGAGACCAACAAGGACCUUUCCUCGUCGUCGUACCCUUGUCAACUCUUCCAGCAUGGGCCGACACCUUCAAUAACUGGACUCCAGACCUCAACUAUGUUGUAUACAACGGCAACGAACCCUCUCGCAAGAUCAUCCGCGAGUAUGAGCUCCUGGUCGACAACAAUCCCAAGAGAGUCAAGUUCAAUGCCCUUUUGACUACAUAUGAGUUCAUCCUCGCCGAUUCUUCGUUCCUGUCCCAAGUCAAGUGGCAAUUUCUUGCCGUCGACGAGGCACAUCGUCUGAAGAACAGAGACUCUCAACUCUACCUCCGUCUGAUGGACUUUAAUGUUCCUAGUCGCCUCCUCAUCACCGGAACGCCAAUGCAGAAUACUCUCAGCGAACUAUCAGCACUCAUGGACUUCUUAAUGCCUGGCAAGGUGACCGUGGAGGAGGACCUUGAUCUACAAUCCGAAGACGCAAGUCGGAAAAUCAAGGAAUUGUCGGAUGCUAUCAGUCCUUACAUGAUACGCCGCACCAAGUCGAAAGUGGAGAAUGACCUUCCUCCAAAGACUGAGAAGAUCAUCCGCGUGGAACUUUCCGACAUCCAGCUGGAAUAUUACAAGAAUAUCCUCACCCGGAACUACACUGCUCUCAAUGCUGGUGUUAAAGGACCAAAGCAGUCACUGUUAAACAUCAUGAUGGAGCUCAAGAAGGCUAGCAAUCAUCCUUUCAUGUUUCCAAAUGUUGAGGAAAGGUUGCUUGAAAACGGCAACGCUCGCGAGGAUCAACUGAGGGCAUUGAUCACAAGCAGUGGCAAAAUGAUGCUCCUUGAUCAACUCCUGACGAAGCUCAAGAAGGACAAUCAUCGAGUGCUCAUCUUCAGUCAGAUGGUGCAAAUGCUUAACAUCCUGGGAGAUUAUUUGCAGCUUCGCGGUCACCAAUACCAGCGGCUUGACGGCACUAUCGCUUCUGGCCCCCGAAGAAUGGCCAUCGAUCAUUUCAACGCCCCAGAGAGCAAAGACUUUUGUUUCCUCUUAUCGACACGAGCCGGUGGCCUGGGCAUCAAUCUCAUGACAGCUGAUACUGUCAUUUUGUUUGACUCUGACUGGAAUCCGCAAGCUGACUUGCAAGCUAUGGCUCGCGCGCAUCGUAUUGGACAAAAGAAACCUGUUAGCGUUUACCGCCUGGUUUCGAAGGACACAGUCGAGGAGGAGGUACUCGAGCGUGCGAGAAACAAACUGAUGCUGGAAUUCAUCACUAUUCAGCGCGGUGUCACCGACAAAGACGCGACGGACUUCAGAGAGAAACUAUCACGUGCUGGACAUAGCACCGCUGAGCCCACAUCGUCAGAUGACAUCAAUCGUAUCCUCAAACGACGCGGCCAGAAGAUGUUUGAACAAACAGGCAAUCAAAAGAGGCUUGAAGAGCUUGACAUUGAUGCAGUCCUCGAGAACGCAGAAGAGCAUCAGACGGAACAGGCAACAGGCUUGACGUCCGACGGUGGUGAGGAUUUCCUUAAGAGUUUUGAGUACACGGAUGUGAAGAUCGAUCUCGAAUGGGAUGAGAUCAUACCGAAAGAGCAUCUUGACAUCAUCAAGGCUGAGGAAAAGAAGAAAGAAGACGAGAAAUAUCUCGCCGAAGUCAUCGAACAAAAUGCUCCUCGCAAGAGGAAAGCGCCCAGCGACGAGAGGGAACAGAGAGCUGCAAAGAAAAGAGCACGCCAGGCAGCGAUUGCGGCGGCAGCUGAAGACGCAUCUGACGACGACUCUGGUCCUGAUCAAGAUCCCAAUCGUCCCUUGAGCGAGAAGGAGACCAGAAAUCUGAUUCGCGCGUAUGAGAAGUGGGGCUCUCUCAGCGAAAAGGGCGAGGAAAUGGUCAAGGAUGCGAAACUUGUGGGCCGCAACAUCGAUCUUUUGCACGCGACCAUGAAUGAAGUUGUGGGAAUCAGCCAGAAACUCCUCAAAGAAGAGCAAGACAAGCUGGACGCUCUGGAGCGCGAAGCUAACAAGGUCCUGACCAAGAAGGACAGGAAGGCUGUUUUGUUCGACUACAGGGGUGUAAAGCGCAUCAAUGCGGAGACCAUCACUGAACGACCUCAUGAGAUGAGGAUGCUGAAAGAAGUGAUUGGAGCCGUGGCAGACCAUAAAGCGUUCCGAAUCACAGAGGCUUCAAAACCUGCCCAUUACACGUGCCCUUGGGGUGCGCGCGAGGAUGGCAUGCUCUGCGUUGGGAUAAUGCGACACGGCUAUGGUGCAUGGACAGCAAUCCGCGACGAUCCCGACCUAGCAUUAAAUGACAAGUUCUUCCUCGAAGAACACCGUGUCGACAAGAAAGAAGAACGUAACAAGGGCGAGGAAAAGAACGCCAAGUCCCCGGGUGCGGUCCACCUCGUGCGACGAGCCAACUACCUCAUGAGCGUCCUGAAGGAUAAGACCAGUAACGGUACGAACCUGGCUGCCAAACGGGCUCUCGAAAAUCACCACCGUAACAACAAGAAAUGGAGUCUUCAGAAGGGUCGGCAAGACAACGGAGCCAGUGUAUCAGCUAGCCCAGCUCCUCACAGCAACCGUAAACGCGAACCAGAGAAGUCUCGUCACCGAGCGCAGAGCAAUAGCGACCACCGAAAAAGUAUGGAUCGCCGCAUGAAUCAUCAUAGUGAAAGGAAUGGCACACCCGAGAUUCGACGCAAGCCCAGUGGUGAGACCAUGGAGCGGCCUCGACAGAGAGUGGUUGAGCGUACUCUUCCGCAGCACAAUCAUGGGAACGCCGUCCGAGGCAGCGGAGAGACGUCAACAUCAGAGAAAAAGGAGAAGGGCGAAAAGGCUGAGAAGGAGACAAGCAACAGUCAUGGCGGUGAUAAAGCCGUUGCGGUUCUCUUCACGCCAAUCCAAGAUAGGCUCAAUCGCCUCAAGGGGGCCACGAAACAAGGCACGCCUGAACACGAUCAGCGGCUCAAGAUCCUCAAGAUUGAGACUCUCCGGAUUGGAGAAUUUAUAACGGAACUCGUCAAGACGUCUUCUUCUGAGGCCUUGGAGGAUCGAUACUGGGCAUUCGUGGUGACAUACUGGCCAAACAAGAAGAUAUCGAACAUAGAGCUCAAGAAGAUGUACAAGCGGCUUCGAGACAAGGAACUCGAGAAAGACGUGGAGAAGAAGUCGGCGAUGAAAAGCAACGGCAGCAAAGAGGACGGACAGCCAUCCGCGGCGAUCUAGGAGUGGGGAAGCAUAUCACAGGCGUUUUGAUUAUCUUUUGAAAUGACGAGGCUUACUUAGCCCGCCGUUCAUGUGCCCUUGAAAGCAUAUCAUAGCAUGGUGUUUGGAAUGGUCAUCAGCAUACAGUGUUGUGACGGUCAGGUUGACUGGGCGGUGUAUAUCGGGCAUUUGCAACGGUUACUGUUAUCCAGGACAAAACGGGCGCAUGGGGGGGGUAGAUGAUCAGAGAGAACCAGAGAUUAGAGUCGGGCGCGUGAGAGCAACUCUUGUACCAAGAAUUGAACAGACAUCAGGAUUACUACAGCUCAAUGUUUGGUGCGAUGUAUCAUGUCUAGGAUGUGAAUAGUAAAAUAGGGGGGGUCACGAG